Molecule: messenger RNA, 1479 nt
Organism: Zootoca vivipara (common lizard)
Lineage: Eukaryota; Metazoa; Chordata; Lepidosauria; Squamata; Lacertidae
Product: cytochrome P450 2J5
Biological process (GO): xenobiotic metabolic process
Cellular component (GO): cytoplasm; intracellular membrane-bounded organelle
Molecular function (GO): heme binding; iron ion binding; oxidoreductase activity, acting on paired donors, with incorporation or reduction of molecular oxygen, reduced flavin or flavoprotein as one donor, and incorporation of one atom of oxygen
Source: RefSeq, a predicted model, not a curated record
AUGGAGAUAUGGGCAUUUUUGAUUGCUCUGCUGGUGGUUCUUCUGAUUAUGCUCUACCUGAAACAGCUCCAGUCAAAUAGGCAUUACCCUCCAGGACCUCUCCAGCUUCCUCUCAUUGGAGCCAUAUGGUUGUUUGGAUUCAAGAUUCAUGAAAAUGCUCUCAUUCAGCUGGGAAAGCAAUAUGGAAAUAUUUUCACCAUAUGGGUAGGACAUGUACCCAUUGUAGUACUGUCUGGAUUCCAAGCAGUGAAAGAAGCGCUCACUGACUACUCAGAAGAAUUAGACGAGCGGCCACAGUCUCCUUUCCUCCUAUCUUUGACAAAAGGAAAGGGCAUUGCAUUAUCAAAUGGUCACACCUGGAGGCAACAGAGAAAGUUUGGUGUAAUUACUAUGCGGAAGCUGGGCCUGGGGAAGAAAGGCAUGGAGCACCAAGUAGCAGAGGAGGCCCAUCAUCUCGUGGAGGUUUUUGCACGUUCAAAGGGACAACCACUUGACCCCUCCAUGCCAAUCAGUAAUUCAGUCUCCAACGUCAUAUGUGCUGUGGUUUUUGGGCACCGGUUUGAUCUUGAAGAUGAAAGGUUCCAGAAGCUGAUGGAAGCCAUGGAUUUUAUCCUAACAUCUUUAUAUGGCUUUGUUCAUGCUCUUUAUGAAACGCUCCCAUGGCUCAUGAAACAUCUUCCAGGGCCCCACAAGAAGGCCUUGUCCUAUGCAGACAUUAUGCGUUCAUUUGCAAAGGAGGAGAUAGAGAAGCAUAAAGAGAAUCAGUCUCUGCAUGAGCCACAGGAUCUCAUUGAUUACUAUCUACUUCAGAUGGAGAAAAGCAGGAAUGACCCAGAGUCCACCUAUGAUGAAGAGAAUAUGGCUCAGUGUAUUUCUGAGCUCUUCAUAGCAGGGUCGGACACAACCACCGGUUCUCUGAAAUGGGCACUUUUCCUCCUGGCAAGUCAUCCAGAUAUCCAAGAUAAAAUGCACAAGGAAAUCGAAGAUGUCAUAGGUUCUGCUCACUCAAUCUGCUAUCAAGAUAAGAAGAAACUGCCCUACACCAAUGCUGUGAUUCAUGAAAUGCAGCGCUUUAAAUAUAUCAGUUUUUUUGGGGUCCCUAGGCAAUGUACAAAGGAUUUGAAGCUGUGUGGUUUUCUCAUUCCCAAGGGGACUAUUAUUGUUCCUGAUCUGCGCUCUGUUCUUCUUGAUCCAACACGAUGGGAGACACCUUCAGAGUUCAACCCAAAUCAUUUUUUGGACAAGGAUGGACAAUUCGUGAACAGAGAAGAAUAUCUGCCAUUUGGUGCAGGGGCUCGUGUUUGUUUGGGAAUGCAGCAGGCAAAGAUUGAAAUAUUCAUCUUCCUGACCAGCCUGCUAAGGACAUUUAGCUUCCAGCUGCCAGAAGGAGUCAAAGAACUCAAUCAAGAGGCUAUAAUAGGGACUAAUGUACAUCCCCAUCCUUAUAAACUCUGUGCAGUUCCCCGUUGCAAAACAUAA